ACUUCCGCGUUUUAGACCCUCCCGUUAUAACCGUCGUUCCUUUCCCCGAUCAAAAUGUGAACCAACUUUGAACUUCGAAAUCGCGAAGUCUACAAAAACAUAGAAGAGACUCUCCAAAGAUUUUUAAAACAUAGAAAUCACGAUAUAUGGAAAUAAGCCAGGACUUUCAAAUGUAUGAAGCUCGAUACAAAAAAUCAUGACACUUUCUGUAUCAAGAAAAACGUGUUGUCGUGUGUUUUUGAAGUGUACAACACCCACUAAAUCUGGAUACCGCCACAGACAUGGAAUCCGACGUGUUGUCGUAACUGGUCGUGGAGUUGUAUCUUGUCUUGGUGUUGGAGCUGACAUUGUAUGGCAAAGACUUUUGAAAGGUCGCUGUGGUAUUACCUCUCUGGAUGGGAAAGAGUAUGAUGGAAUUCCAUGUAGAGUAGCAGGUUUAAUACCAAGGGGAGAUAAGUCAGGCCAGUUGAAUAUUGAUAAGGUCAUUGAACCAUCCAAACAGAGGACAAUGUCUGAAGGCAGUAUGUAUGUUCUGGUAGCCGCUGAAGAGGCUUUAAAUGAUGCAAGAUGGAAACCAGUCACAGAAGAGGAUAAGAUUAGAACUGGAGUAGCCAUUGGUAUGGGAUUAGUAGGAAUGAAAGAGAUUUACCAGACUAAAGAGAUAAUGAACCAGAAAGGCUACAAGGGAGUUCAUCCACAUUUUUUACCCAAGAUACUUGUCAACAUGGCUGCUGGCAAUGUCAGUGUCAAAUUUGGACUGAAGGGACCAAACCAUGCAGUAUCAACAGCAUGUACCACAGGAUUACAUUCCAUUGGUGAUGCUUGUAGAUUUAUACAGCACGGAGAUGCAGAUGUGAUGAUAGCUGGUGGAACUGAAGAAAGUCCUAAUCCACUAUCUGUUGCAGGCUUCUCCAAGAUGAGAGCACUAAGUACAAGAUAUAAUGACAAUCCUAAACAGGCAUCCAGACCAUUUGACAGGAAACGUGAUGGUUUUAUUAUGUCUGAAGGAGCAGCUGUGCUAGUUUUAGAAGAAAUAUCUCAUGCUUUAAAUAGAGGAGCUACAAUAUAUGCAGAAAUUUUAGGAUAUGGUUUAUCAGGGGAUGGACAUCACAUAACUGCACCUAGUGAAGAUGGCAAUGGGGCUUAUAGAUGUAUGAAUUCAGCAUUAAAUGAUGCUCAAGUAGAAAGUAGUCAGAUUGAAUAUGUUAAUGCACAUGCUACCUCAACACCUUUAGGGGACAUGGCUGAGAGUAAGGCAAUAAUGAAAUGUUUAGGGGGAAACUCAAAUUUAAGAGUUUCCUCUACAAAAGGUGCCACAGGACAUUUACUAGGUGCUGCCGGUAGUAUAGAAACUUUGUUUACUGUGAUGUCGUGUUACUCAGGGAAGGUUCCAGCUACGUUGAAUUUACAUGAACCUGAUACAGGCAUAGAUUUAAAUUAUAUUGCUAAUGACUCAGUGGAUUGGACAUCAAAAUCUUCUAAACGUAUUGCAUUAACUAACUCUUUUGGAUUUGGAGGAACAAAUGGAUGUCUAUGUAUAUCAUCUUUUAUUCAAUAAAAUAGAAUGCUUUUUGA
Messenger RNA from Mytilus trossulus (common blue mussel), 1575 nucleotides. Its product is annotated as 3-oxoacyl-[acyl-carrier-protein] synthase, mitochondrial-like. Bases 197 to 1558 code for a protein of 453 amino acids. Gene Ontology annotation, cellular component: mitochondrion. Gene Ontology annotation, molecular function: 3-oxoacyl-[acyl-carrier-protein] synthase activity. Gene Ontology annotation, biological process: fatty acid biosynthetic process. The record is from RefSeq and is a predicted model, not a curated record. NCBI's taxonomy places the organism in Eukaryota, Metazoa, Mollusca, Bivalvia, Mytilida, Mytilidae. The transcript has 4 exons.